Messenger RNA from Saitoella complicata NRRL Y-17804, 1382 nucleotides. Its product is annotated as ATP-NAD kinase. The record is from RefSeq and is a predicted model, not a curated record. The transcript has 4 exons. Gene Ontology annotation, molecular function: NAD+ kinase activity. Gene Ontology annotation, biological process: NADP+ biosynthetic process; NAD+ metabolic process. Bases 318 to 1382 code for a protein of 354 amino acids. Lineage: Eukaryota; Fungi; Ascomycota; Saitoellomycetes; Saitoellales; Saitoellaceae.
CCGGUACAGGCCGCCUCUACCGCCCCCGCUCAAUCAACACCUUCCCCGCCCAAACCCUCGCAAAAUGCCAACUAUCCGCUGGACUACCCAAAACCGCACACCCCGAAGACAUCAUCCUGUCAGCCUUGAAGUCCCCAUGUUUUACGCAUCCAUUAUUCAGCCCCCUGUUGCCAUGUUUAGAGACAAUCGUCUCACCCCUCCUAACGGCCUUCAAAUCCGGGGACCGCUCAUUCUCCUCCUCGGCGCAUUUAGUCGAGACAGCGACAUCUGUCCGGACCAUCUCCUCCUCCCUCUCCCACACUCGGAUCAAAACACCGAUGACGAACGUGAUGGUAAUUACAAAGCCGAGGGAUAAUGCUUUGGUGGGGAUGACGAGGGAGGUUUGUGAAUGGUUGAUGAUGCAACGGUCACCCCCGAGCUCGGGGUCGGGGAUGAAGGAGGGGAGGGGUGUGAGGGUUUGGGUUGAUCAACAGUUGGAGCAUAGUGCACGGUUUGCGGUGGAGGGGGUUAGAAGGAGGGUUGGGCAGAGAGGGGGACGGGGUGAGGUGAGGUUUUGGGAGGGGGGGAUGUGUUGGGAUAAACCCGAGAUGUUCGAUCUCGUAUUGACGCUUGGUGGAGAUGGAACGGUGCUUUACAGUUCGUGGUUAUUUCAGCGAAUCGUACCACCGGUUCUCUCCUUCUCCCUCGGGAGUUUGGGGUUCCUGACGCCGUUUGGGUUCGAGAAAUACGAGUCUAUCCUCGAUGAUAUCUUCAAGAACGGGAUCCAAGUCAACCUCCGCAUGCGCUUCACCUGCACGAUCUACCGCUCCGGUCCCAACGGGGACUCGACACCUGAGGAGUCAAGCCACCAACACGAAGUCCUAAACGAAAUCACAAUCGACAGAGGUCCCUCGCCCUACCUCUCAAACCUCCACAUCUACUCCGGCAACACCGCUAAACUCCUCACAAUCGUCCAAGCGGACGGCCUAAUCCUCUCCACCCCCACGGGAUCGACCGCGUACUCGUUGAGUGCGGGAGGAAGCUUAGUCCAUCCGGACAUAUCCGCAAUCCUCCUGACGCCUAUUUGUCCUCACACGUUGAGCUUUCGGCCGAUGUUAUUACCAGACACGAUGUCCCUCCGAAUCCACCUCCCCCCCCACGCGCGUUCAUCCGCCUGGUGCGCAUUCGAUGGUCGUGGGCGGACGGAACUCCAGCCGGGUGACUCGGUAUUGGUUGAAGCGAGUAGGUGGCCGUUUCCGACGGUGAGUGUGGGUGGGGGGGAGGAGGAGUUUGUGGAGAGUGUGGGGAGGACGUUGAGGUGGAAUGUUAGGGAGGGGCAGAAGGGGUUUGGCGGUGGGGGUGUUGGGGGGAAGGAUGGGGAGGAGGAGUUUGAUAUUGUGUAG